UAGGACCCGGUGACUCUUCUUCCGUCUUUUGGCUACUUGAUGCUCUCAGUGCUCUCGUCUGUGUGGACUUCAUACAAACAGAUGACCAGCACAGUAUACAGGCGGUGUCUCUAGAUACGUCGGAUCGUGUCACAAUAAAUAAUCACAAAGGAAAACAUAUCACAAGUAUCUGUACUCUGAACGUGCUCAUCCAUGUGUUUGCGCGCCGCAUGCGGGAUUCUGUGAACAUCACGCAUGAGACAACGCUGGAAGGGCGGGAACUUUAUAAAGCUACUUUAUCUCAAAGAAGCUUAACUUUAACAGAGAGUGACUUCUUUGUCAGGAUUAGCUCAACAAUGAACCAGCAUGGAUUUCUUAUCUACCUUUCUGUUAUGGCUUUUUGGCGAACACGUUCUGGUGUAGAGGUGUCAGGCUCAGAUGCCUUUAAAAACAACAUUACGCUCUUCACUCGGAUUUUGGACCGACUGCUUGAUGGCUAUGACAACAGGUUGAGACCUGGUCUCGGAGACCGAGUAACAGAAGUGAAGACCGAUAUCUAUGUUACCAGUUUUGGGCCAGUAUCAGACACAGACAUGGAAUACACAGUGGAUGUGUUUUUUCGCCAGCGCUGGACCGAUGAGCGGCUGAAGUUUCACGGGCCAAUGAACAUCCUGCGUCUCAACAACCUGAUGGCCAGUAAAAUCUGGACCCCAGACACUUUUUUUCACAACGGCAAGAAGUCUGUGGCUCACAACAUGACUAUGCCCAACAAACUUUUACGGAUUAUGGAGAAUGGAACUCUGCUUUACACUAUGAGAUUGACAGUUCAAGCUGAAUGUCCAAUGCAUCUUGAAGACUUUCCAAUGGAUUUCCACUCCUGUCCACUUAAAUUUGGCAGCUAUGCUUAUACUCUGUCAGAGGUGACAUACGUUUGGACACGAAAUGCCACCUUAUCUGUUGAAGUAGCUCCGGAUGGAUCUAGACUCAAUCAGUAUGACCUAAUGGGACAGACCGUUGGUAAAGAAACCAUCAAGUCCAGCACUGGUGAAUAUACAGUGAUGACGGCCCAUUUCCAUUUAAAGAGGAAGAUCGGAUACUUCGUCAUCCAGACAUAUCUGCCCUGCAUUAUGACAGUCAUCCUAUCCCAGGUCUCUUUCUGGCUCAACCGAGAAUCCGUCCCAGCACGCACAGUGUUCGGUGUGACAACAGUGCUAACCAUGACCACUCUGAGCAUCAGUGCUCGCAACUCUUUGCCAAAGGUGGCUUACGCCACAGCCAUGGACUGGUUCAUUGCUGUCUGCUACGCUUUUGUUUUCUCUGCUCUCAUCGAGUUCGCCACUGUAAACUACUUCACCAAGCGUGGCUGGGCCUGGGAUGGCAAGAGCGUUGUCAGUGAUAAGAAAAACGAGACAUCUGUGGUGAAAAAGAACAAUGCUUACGCAGUUGCUGUGGCAAACUACGCACCUCACAUUGCUAAGGACUCGGCUCUGCCCACCGUCUCUAAGAGCGUCACAGUGGAGGCCAAUAAAGCUCAACCAGUGGCUAAAGAAACAAAAAAGACCUUUAACAGCGUCAGCAAGAUUGACCGUAUGUCACGCAUCAUCUUCCCGGUACUUUUUGGCAGCUUUAACUUGGUUUAUUGGGCCACGUAUCUGAACAGAGAACCUGUUAUUAAAAACAUGGUCUCGUCGCAAUGACCCAUGAGCUACCUAAAGUACAGUAUGGAAAAUUACUGCCGUAUUUAUUGACAAAAACACAUGGUCUGUUAAAAGAACAAAGCCUUUUGUACAAAUUUUUCCAGUGUUUACUUAAAAAGAUGUAUCGCAUCAGUUUAAGUCGUUUUUGUUUACACCUGACCUGAGACCUAUACCAUAUACAUUUAGCUCACAGGUAUGAUGUGUCUUUGUCAUGAUAAAAAUGCUUUUUUGUUGUGUUAAAUUAAUUGUGUACAACAUAUGAAGAGUUCAGAUGCCAAACCUUCUAAGUGUAUCUGACAUGGCAUGUUUUCUUGUAAAUGAUUUUUUUUUUAUCAGGCUUAUGUUUAGGCUCAGUAAUUUCACUUUUUGGCAAUGAAACGGUUAUUAGUCAGUAAUUGAAAUGCCUUAUUUUUACAAAUGUAACUUUAGUCAUUUCAUUGAGAUGGUCCUCAUUGCAGAACACGACAUCCAGGAGGCGAGGUUGGAUCUAGAUCCAACUCCUCCCACUUUAUAUUCUUUGCUCCGCCCAAAUGAACCAGUAUAUUUGCGUUGUUGCAGCCUGCAAUUAGUUGCAACGUUUGCUCUUAUCAGUUUAAGUGUACGUUUGAUAAAUAAUAUUGUCGAGAAAUAGUCCUAAUUUAGUAAGUAAUGAUUACAGUUAGUUGUAAGAGAAGGUAAGGGCACACGUUCCCGAUAGGGUGAUAUCAUUGAAGGAAUUUAUUUGCGACCUGGUUGGCUGUACAUUAUCAUUAUCCCACUUUUUACACAUCUAUUCCUAUACGGAUAAAUAUAAAAUCACAAUUUUAUUUGAUAACUUUUAUUAGCACAUUUGUAAGAAAAGUAAACCUUCUGCAAGGGAAACCUGUUUCCUAAUGGCUAGCGAAGACGCGUUUAAACAAGUUAAAAGUCCAUACAAGAUAAACAUUCAAUUUUUAAUUUCUAAAUAACAUGCCAUAUAUUUAAAUUACUAUGCCAUGUAAACUGUAUACAUUCAUGGGUAUUAACUCUUUCCCCGCCAGCAUUUAAAAAAAAAGUUGCCAGCGUUUUUCAUGAUUUUCACAAAAGUUUAAGCCUUUCAGAAAAUUUUCUUCUUUAAAUAUAUAAACAAACAAUAUAUCAGAUGAAAGAACAGACCCUCUGCUUUCAAACAAAAAAUUUUUUUUUCAUCCUACCUUCAUUAGUUCUCUUGUUAUCACCUCUCAAACAUGGGAAGGUUUCUUCAAAAACACCCAAUUUUGAGCAAAAAGCUGAGAUAUUUCCAUUUUUGCGAAGGACUUUUGAUAGAGAUCAGAUGCAGAGCGAUCUUUAAAACAUACACGCAGUUCUUUCUCUUCCACGUGAUGCGAUACUUCCGGGUUGUAUAAGUUGCGGAAGUGCCCCACCUGGUGGAUAAUAGCGGUAUUGCGGAAAGACGGAAAAUCUCAUCAAUGGCAGGGAAGCGUUUUCUCUUAAUUGACGAGAAAAGCGGAAAUGGUAACGCAACAACAAGUGUAUGACUUGUCUUGUGGUAAAACUGCCGACCAAUCAAAAUGCAAUGGGAAGAGAUCUCUGGACCUGGAUCCAGCCCCACUCCCUGGAUCUGAAUCCAACCCCGCUUCUUGGAUCUGAAUCCAACUCCGCCCCCUAGAUGUCGUGUUCUGCAGUGAGGCGCUACUGAUUUCAUUGGUAUUUAACAAAAUUGACUGUCUUUCGCUGCAAAAUCCUCUAAGUGCAUGCACACUUUCUCAGCAAAACUUCAAUUUCUUUGGACAAGACAAAGUAAACAGCUGCAAAAUCACUUAAUAUGCAUCUAGAAACAUUGCAAAAGAUGAAAUUCACUUUUGCAUCUGAGCUCCUCAUAUGAUAUGAUAGCUCUGUUGUUUUGUCAUGGCUGCACUACAAUCUCUAAGACAAAUUUCAGCACUUUUUAUUGACAUAUGUAGCAUUUUAAAGCACUUUAUUUUGCAUUCAAUUAAUGCGCAUAUUAGUUUUUCAUGUACUCUCCUGUGCUGUGCAUAAUAAUGCUGCACAUUAUUUGUAGCCGUAAGCAAUGCGUUAUCAACUAUUCAGUGAUUUAGUUUGAAGCACCAAAUGUAUUGUCCUAAACAAGUGUUGUUGUGCCAUUCAAUGGACACUUUGAUCAGUGAGCACAAUCUGCUGUGAAAUUUGCACUCUUAUAUUAAGCCACUUCUGUUUCUUUAGUCCCUGUUGAUAUUUCAAUUUACUGUAUGGGGGUACAUUUGGAUUGUGCUUUGGUUAAAAUGAACAUGGGUUACUGAAAUGCUUAUAUGUAACUCAAAUAUGAAGCUCUAGGCCAAACUACUUAUUGAACACGGAUGUCCACGUUCGGUUAUGCACAAAUGGCCUUGUUUAUGUGGUAUAAUUCAAUGUAUUAUGUACAUGUUAGCUUCAUGUUUAAUACAGGUUGUAUUGGGCUUCUCCGUGUGACAUAUAGUGAUACAAAACAAAAUUAUAUUAAUGAAAACCAACUUUCAUUUGAUUUACUGUAUAUGCUAAAUAAAUCAUAAUUUUAUUACUAGAAUCGACAAUCCUGCCAAAUGUAAGUGCUGCUGUAAGCUUACAUUUUACUGUUCUCGGUUUUCUCUUUUCUCUUUGGGCAGUGGGACAGCUUUCCUGUCGACUGAAAUAAAGUAUUGUC
Molecule: messenger RNA, 4314 nt
Organism: Paramisgurnus dabryanus
Lineage: Eukaryota; Metazoa; Chordata; Actinopteri; Cypriniformes; Cobitidae
Gene: gabra2a
Product: gamma-aminobutyric acid type A receptor subunit alpha2a
Biological process (GO): monoatomic ion transmembrane transport
Cellular component (GO): membrane
Molecular function (GO): GABA-A receptor activity; extracellular ligand-gated monoatomic ion channel activity
Source: RefSeq, a predicted model, not a curated record